This is a messenger RNA of Haliotis rubra (blacklip abalone), 1776 nucleotides long. RefSeq names its product adenosine receptor A1-like. Gene Ontology annotation, cellular component: membrane; dendrite. The transcript has 5 exons. Lineage: Eukaryota; Metazoa; Mollusca; Gastropoda; Lepetellida; Haliotidae. Bases 686 to 1681 code for a protein of 331 amino acids. Gene Ontology annotation, molecular function: neurotransmitter receptor activity; G protein-coupled serotonin receptor activity. Gene Ontology annotation, biological process: G protein-coupled receptor signaling pathway, coupled to cyclic nucleotide second messenger; chemical synaptic transmission. The record is from RefSeq and is a predicted model, not a curated record.
UCGUUACACUAUAUGUAUGACGCACUGGAUAUCGUUACAUUACAUGUAUGUCCUACUGGAUAUCGUUAUACUUCAUGGAUGCAUGACGUACUGAAUAUCGUUACAUUACAUGUUUGCAUGACGUACUGGAUAUCAUUACACUACAUGUAUGACGUACUGGAUAUCGUUACACUACAUGCAUGAAUGACCUACCGGAUUCCCUUUACACUUCAUGCAUGCAUGACGUACUGAUGUCGUUACAUUACAUGCAUGCAUGACGUACUGAAUAUCGUUACACUACAUGCAUGUAGGACGUACUGGACAUCGUUACAUUGCAUGCAUGUAGGACGUACUUUAAAUCGGCACACUACAUGUAUGCAUGAUUCAUUUAAAAUUUUACAAUGCAUGCAUGUGUGACAUACACAUUGUUACACUACAUGCAUAUGACGUUCUGGUGAUCGUUAAAUUCCAUGUAUUCAUGAUGUACCAAAGAACGUCACACCAAAUGUAUAUUUGACAUCGCCACACCAUCUUCAUAUAUGACGAACCUGCCAGCGUACAUACAUUGUGACGUACAAUAUUAAAUAUCAUCACAAAUCCUACCUUAUAACAACCAUUUCGUAUUCUGUUGACGCCAAACACAGUGUCGUGACCCGAUCUACCUUAUCCACAGUGUGAUGACGUAAGCUACAGUACCUGCAGUGUUAUGACCACAAAUACAACACAGCUUCUCGAAGGAGUGCCUACCGUAUUGGAUGUGACAUUUCUGGCCUACUAUUACGGAAUGUUCCUCUUGAUUGCUUGUGUCAACCUGCCGGGCAACAUCCUCGUCAUCGUGACAGUACUGCGCCAUGAACCACUACGUCAACCUUGCAACUACUAUAUCAGCAGCCUUGCAGUGUCGGAUCUCAUUCUGGGUGUUGUGUACCCACUAUACAAUAUAUCGCACAUUGGAAUACCAGCUAUAACAUGCCCUCUAGGAAAAUGGUCCGUGUGUCGAAUCCUGGUGUCCCAGGUCCUGGCCCUAGAAAUCUGCUCUUCCUAUCACUUAGUGGCCAUCACGGUGACUCGCUACAUCGCUAUCGUCCACCCUCUCCGCUACCACCACAUCAUCACCGCAAGGAGCACUGCCAUCUGCAUCCCUAUCAUCUGGAUCCUCUCCCAAGGCAUAGCGGUGGCACAGUAUACAUUCUAUGAUCCAGUUGACUACAAGGGCAUCUGCCAGUAUGAACUCAUCUUUUCCCUGCAUCAUGUCGGGAUCCUGUUUGUAAUCCAACUCUUCCUUCCUCUCUGUGUCAUGGUGGGGCUCUACUGCAAGAUUGCCCGGAUCGCCCGCAGGCAUGCGAAGGUUAUGUCGCUACAUGUGCCGCCACGACCCUCUCCAUGCCGGAUAUCGUUCAACAGAUCCAGCAGUAUCUUUGGUCGGGAGGUCAAAUCCACCAUCAUGGUGGCCAUCCUCCUGUUCAGUUUCGCUGUGGGCUGGACACCAAUGGUCAUCUACUUCUUCGUCAGUAUUGCGUGUGAAACCUGCCACAUCAACCAUUAUAUCAGAGCCAGUGCCCGUAUUCUGCUGUACAUGACGUCAGCUACCAACAUCUUCAUUUACGCUGGUCGUCUCGGUGACUUCAGAGAGUUCAUACGCCGUGAUCUGAGGAAGACAUUCCACUGUGUAGUGAGCAGGCUUCGGAGGAACACAAACUGACGGAUUAUGGAAUGUACCCUGUGAUCAUAUCACCAGCUACACAAACCGUUUCCUCUAACGUCCUCGAAGACAUUAAACAGUUGAUAUUUAAGAAA